This is a messenger RNA of Panicum virgatum (switchgrass), 713 nucleotides long. Its product is annotated as CASP-like protein 1U2. NCBI's taxonomy places the organism in Eukaryota, Viridiplantae, Streptophyta, Magnoliopsida, Poales, Poaceae. The record is from RefSeq and is a predicted model, not a curated record. Bases 1 to 561 code for a protein of 186 amino acids. The transcript is spliced from 2 exons.
AUGUACGGAUCCGAGUGCCAUAUGAUGCCUCCCGCGGCGCUGCCCAAUGGCUCCAAGGCGGUGACCCUCCUGCUCCGCCUGUGCACGUUCGGGCUGGCGCUCGCCUCGGCGGUCGUCAUGGCCACCGCGAGCGACUGCACCUUCUACGACGCCGACGGCGCCGCCGCCGCCACGGUCACCUACAAGAACUACCCGCCCUUCGUUUAUCUGGUUGCGUGCAACAUCACCGCGGCGAUCCUGGAGAUGGCGGCGAUCUACCUGCAGCUCGUCAAGGGCGACAACGAGGGGGAGGCGGCGCCCGUGCUUCCCGGGGUCGUCCUGGUCGUCGCCGACGUCGCCGUGCAGGUGCUCCUCUACUCGUCGACGGGCGCGGCGUUCGCGGCGGUGACGGCGUACGGCGCGCAGAUCAGGGCCUGCGCCGGCGCCGCCGGGCACUUCUGCGAGCAGGUGCACAGGGCGAAGCUCGUCGGUUUGGGGGCGAGCUUGGCCGCCGGCCUCGCGGCCGUCGCCAAGGACGUCCCGCUGCCGUUCUCCGUGUGGCCCAUCACGUCAGAGGACUGAGAUUUCCCGCUGCCGUUCCCCGUGUCUCAUCAUUCUCUGACUUCUAGGCGAUUUGUUUCUAUAAUUUGUUUACUUUUGUGGUUCCUAAACAUAGUCGUACUUAUAACUCUCCCAAGUAUUCUUGUGUUCUAUAAAUAAAUAAAAAAUGUCAU